Messenger RNA from Xiphophorus maculatus (southern platyfish), 2308 nucleotides. RefSeq names its product inhibin beta A chain-like (gene inhbab). Gene Ontology annotation, cellular component: extracellular region. Lineage: Eukaryota; Metazoa; Chordata; Actinopteri; Cyprinodontiformes; Poeciliidae. Gene Ontology annotation, biological process: BMP signaling pathway; SMAD protein signal transduction. The record is from RefSeq and is a predicted model, not a curated record. The coding region runs from base 808 to 1962 and encodes 384 amino acids. The transcript has 2 exons. Gene Ontology annotation, molecular function: growth factor activity; cytokine activity.
GCUGCUGGCAGGCGUUCCAGAUGUUGAGUGUUUCCUCCGUCCUGCUGGAGCCGACAGGAACAGGUGAAUCAGGCCUCAGGUGAUGCUGUGGCGCCGGCUGUCGGCAGCAGAGGGUCUGCUGAUGUCAGAAGAUCUGAUUCGACGUGGACUCACUCCAUCUGCUCCUCUCUGAUUAUAACAAGUCAUCUCCAGCCCAAAGAUCUAGUUCACACCGACGGCGUUUCUCCUCCACGUGAGCUGACGAAGACGAUGCUCUGAUUCAUCCGUGUGUGUGUGUGUGUGUGUGUGUGUGUGUGGUAUGAGUGAAUCAGGGAUGCUGCCUUCCUCCUCUUCCCUCCUUCCUCCUCCUCUUCUGUCGUGACGUUGGAUCAGGAGGAAACACCACAAACAGUCCGGAGAUAUUCUGAGAUCCUGCCGAGUUGUGAGUGACUCAGAGGGAAAUACCUCUGUGGACGGAGGGAGGAGUUUAUCUGCUGGAGGUAUAAUUACUGUCAGAGAGCAGAGAGGGAGAGCAGAGUGACCCGGCUCAGUGUUUGCUCAGAUUCAGAACCAGAGAGGACCGGAACCAGCACCAGAAUCUCCAACAUGACAGACUGACAGACCAGAACCUCCGGACCCAGCUCCAGCCUCUUAACUGCUUCAUCUGCAUCUCCACAAAACCCUGGCUUUGGGUUCUAACUUCAGACUGCUGUCAGAACCAGAACCCGUCUGGAUCGGCCCGUCCUGCUGCCAACUCUUCCCUCAGACCGGACCAGCAGCCGCUGGUCUAACUGGACACAUUAGUCCUCUGCAUCAGACCCGUUCAGGAUGUUUUCUUGGGCUGCGCUGCUCUUCGCCGUUCCCGUCUUUCUUCUGAUCGGCGCCUCGCCCCUGGAGGUCGCUCCGUCCUCCGCCUGCCCCUCCUGCUCUCUGGCUCAGCUGAGGAAGAACUUGUCUUCGUCCACCGCUCAGGGCGACAUGGUGGAGGCCGUGAAGCGUCACAUUCUGACCAUGCUGCAUCUGAGCGCCCGGCCCAAUCUGACCCAGCCGGUUCCUCGUGCGGCGCUACUCAACGCCAUCAAGAAGCUGCACGUUGGGCGGGUUACUGAAGACGGAGAUGUGGAGAUACCGGAGGAAAGUUCGGGUCCGGGGACCUCAUUCGCACCUGAACCUCCAUCAGAGCUGAUCAUCUUUGGAGAGCCAGGAGACUCUCCGAACACCGUGACCUUUGACGUGUCGAAGGAGGGCGACGCUGCCAAAGUGGAGCAGGCCAAUGUUUGGAUAUUCUUGAAGAUGUCAAAGGUCAAUCGGAUCCAAAGUAAAGUGAUGCUGCAGCUGCUGUGGACUUGCCGCGAUGGUGGCUCCUACAAGGACGAGUUUGUUUCAGAGAAGAUGGUGGACAGUCGGCGCAGCGGCUGGCACACGCUCGCCGUGACGCACGGCGUUCAGGCGCUGCUGGAUGGUGGCGGCAGCUCGCUCAGCCUGCGGGUCUCCUGCCCGCGCUGCGCCGAGGUUGGGGCAGCACCCAUCCUCACAUCCGGUGACAGAGCGAAGGCGACGGACCGGGAUCAGUCCCACCGGCCGUUCCUCAUGGUGAUGCUGCGGGCCGAAGAGGAGGAGCCUCAGCGCAGGGUCAGGCGAGGUCUGGAGUGCAACGGAAAGACCCACGGUUGCUGCAAACGGCAAUUCUACGUCAACUUCAAAGACAUCGGCUGGAGCGACUGGAUUAUAGCUCCAUCCGGUUACCAUGCCAACUACUGCGAGGGGGAGUGCCCCACCCACACGAGCGGCUCGGCACUGUCCUUUCACUCAGCGGUCAUCAGCCACUACCGUCUGCGCGGCUACGCGCCGUUCCAGAACAGCAAGUCGUGCUGCGUGCCGACGCGGCUGCGCGCCAUGUCCAUGCUCUACUACAACGAGGAGCAGAAGAUCGUCAAGAAGGACAUCCACAACAUGAUCGUGGAGGAGUGCGGCUGCUCUUAGAGCAUCCUUCCCAUCAGCACUCAGGUUCUCGCUGCUGCUCCACAUUGGAGCGAGCCAGAACAUUUGCCUUGGACCGGCCGAUUGUUCUGAUCCAGAGGAACCUGAGGUUCCGACCGGAUGGAGGCCCAUCAUCGUAGAGUAUUCUAACAGCUGCGUGAGGCACAGGGAGACCUGACCCGGAAACCUUCUGGACGAUCUCACAUUCAGACCAAAAACAAGCCAACGAUCAAAGUUUGUCCCGUUUUUUAAAAAUCAAAAUGAGACAAAAAUCUGAAAAACACCUGAACUGUUUCCGGGUCUGCUCUAAUUUAUUUGCAUCAUUUUGUCAUUAAACUGUGAUCCAACA